Scylla paramamosain (green mud crab) is the source of this 2143-nucleotide messenger RNA. Its product is annotated as putative neural-cadherin 2. Lineage: Eukaryota; Metazoa; Arthropoda; Malacostraca; Decapoda; Portunidae. The coding region runs from base 165 to 998 and encodes 277 amino acids. The transcript has 9 exons. The record is from RefSeq and is a predicted model, not a curated record. Gene Ontology annotation, molecular function: calcium ion binding.
UGUGAAUGGCACCACCUGGGGCCAAGUGACCACCUUGGAGCAACUCACUCAGGGGUGCCACCCCUCUGGGGACCCCUGCGCCAAUACCAGCCUGUUCCCCACCCCUGUCCUGCCACCCAGCCUGGGACCAGCCCUCAUGCAGCUGUGGUCCUGGCAGGCGGCUGAUGGGUGGUGUCUGUGAGGACGUGGACGAGUGCCUGUGGCGGCCUUGCCUUCAUGGCGGAUCCUGCCACAACCUGCGGCCGGGCUUCCUGUGUGUAUGUGGCCCAGACCACCUGGGCGACCACUGUCAGUGGGCUAAACUAGCCCCCGAAGGUCAUCCGCUAACUGCUCCUGCAGCCAUAGCAGCAAUCGCCAUCUCUGUUCUCGUGUUAGCCGUGGUGGGCGUGGUGCUGUCGUUGAGGCUUCACCGGGUGCGGCUGGCGCGAGGGCCACAGGGAACAGAGAGAGGCAGCGUGCAGAGUAUGAAGGAGACCACGGUGGGGGGAGGCCAGACUGCGGAGACUGUGGUGCCUGAUGAAGGGGACCACGACACCCUGCUGGAGCUGCUCAGGCUGAAGGUGUCGCGGGACCUGCCGGACCACCGAGGAACUGAAGGCACGGCAGCAGCGACGGGCAGGGAGGGAGAGGGCGGGGUGGAUGCGGUGGCGGCCAGGCAGACUUCGGUCCCUGAGGUGUUCCUGCCGGAGGAGGAUUUGAGAGCUUAUGCUUACGAGGGAAGCAGUUCACCGUCUGGCUCCCUCACCUCCACCUUGUCAGAGUUACGGGUGGAGCUGGCUGGAGGCGGUCCCAGUGUGCCUCUCGUGCCGGCAUUCCUAGAGGCCACAGACUUGCUGUCCACGCUUCCCGAGGCAAAGCGCUCCACUCCCACCCGCCCCCGCACGACCCGCAGCGAGACCAUCACCACCACCACCACUCCCCAGAGACUCUCCACAGUUGGGAAGAAGGAAGAAGUGAAGGAGCCUUGUGUCCCCUCUGCCUCUUCUCCAGCAGACUGACCCUGACCUGCGCCCAAACUCCUCGCCCGGUCCGCCACGCCACAACAGGAGGCAGCAACAGGCAGACCCACACCGCCCUCCACCAGCCGUCAUCUCGGACCGCCUUGACUCGGCAGAGAGGUGCUUCCUUACACUUCCUUCCUCACACUUUGCUGCAGUGUUUCUCUCCUUCCCCACCCCACAAGACGUCGUGCUGGGGAGAUCAAGAAGGAUUGGGAAGGAAUGUCACUGAAGAAGAGUUUUCAGGAAUCGCUCAGUCUUCUUCCACCUUGAUGAGUAACACAAGCCCAGGGAAGGAGGGAGGACUGAGCUGGUAUCCGAACAACCCUGAGGUGAGCAGGGAAGAACAGGCGGCGGCAGGACCUCGCGGAAGACACCACCGUGGCAGGAGUGUGUCGGACAGAACAUAUCAAAUUAUUUUAGAGGAUGGCGAGCUGCCAGUGGGCGUGAUAUAUCCAGUACCCACAGGUUGGCGUUCCUUGAGGGAUGACAGCUCGACACACUGGGAGGCUGGUGUAGGGUCCAGCAGCGUCGACUUGCCGGUCAAGAGCGGACGUGAGUGGUGUGGCGGAGCUGUGGUAUUUUGGAGCUGUGUAAAAGCGGCGGACAAGGCGAGGCACAAGUCAGAGCGUUCAGUCCAACAGGGUGUCCCAGUGUCAUUGUGCGCUAUUGUGCUUCACCCAUUUUGAAAACAUAAUGGUGUUGACCUGAUCAGCAUAAAACUACACACUGCGACGGGUCUUGUGUUCAUAGGGGCCUCAUGCCCGUUAUUUUUUCACGUUUCAAUACAAUUGCUAAGUGUACUGUAUACCUAAAGGGACCCUGUUUUGAGCCAUUCGUUGGCCCCACACAUGAGUAAUUAAUCUGUGUGUGUGUGUGUGUGUGUGUGUGUGUGUGUGUGUGUGUGUGUGUGUGGUUGUGAGUUGCUUGUGUUGACUUACAAUUGUUUCACGUGUUUGACCAUUUUAUGUAAUUGUUAUAAACGUUUUCUAAUUAAAAGUCAUUUUUUACCUUUACUACUAAGCAAACCACUCUUUUUUAUGAAAUCAUCCAGACUAUGAGAAACUAUUACUCUGAUCUUCCUUCAUCUCAUCCAAGACGUGAAGGAACUGGACAAUGCAACACUACAUGACUAUUUUCUUAAU